Molecule: messenger RNA, 5084 nt
Organism: Cavia porcellus (domestic guinea pig)
Lineage: Eukaryota; Metazoa; Chordata; Mammalia; Rodentia; Caviidae
Gene: Ppp6r3
Product: protein phosphatase 6 regulatory subunit 3
Exons: 25
Coding region: 313-2952 (879 amino acids)
Cellular component (GO): cytosol; nucleus
Molecular function (GO): protein phosphatase binding; protein phosphatase regulator activity
Source: RefSeq, a predicted model, not a curated record
UGUCAGGAUUACGAUUGGCUGCCAGGAGGCCGGAGGGAGGGCGGGGGAACUCAAGGCCUGCUUGAUACGUCCGCCAUUUUGGGCGCUUCGCUGAUGGUGUCGGUGAGCGCGUUUCCCGCCUGAGCGCAACUAGCGGCGGGUCUUGGGCACCUUCAGGCGAACUUAUUUUAAAUCACAUCCCACUUUAUUCCUGCUAAUCUGCCAAUGUGGUAAAUUGGAAGAUAACGGUCACCAGGAUAACCUGUAAUGGGCAAGGAGCCACAGAGAAGAAAAUAUUUCUUUUAAUUUUUAACCUUGGUUUGAAAGACCAGCAUGUUUUGGAAAUUCGAUCUUCAUUCAUCAUCCCACAUAGACACACUUCUAGAAAGAGAAGAUGUAACACUGAAGGAGUUAAUGGAUGAGGAAGAUGUUUUACAGGAAUGUAAAGCUCAGAACCGCAAACUUAUAGAGUUUCUGUUAAAAGCAGAAUGUCUGGAAGAUUUAGUCUCAUUCAUUAUAGAAGAACCACCUCAAGACAUGGAUGAAAAGAUCAGAUACAAGUAUCCAAAUAUAUCUUGUGAGUUGCUCACUUCUGAUGUCUCCCAGAUGAAUGAUAGAUUGGGGGAAGAUGAAUCCUUGCUAAUGAAAUUAUAUAGCUUCCUCCUAAAUGAUUCCCCUUUGAACCCACUACUUGCCAGUUUCUUCAGCAAGGUGCUAAGUAUUCUUAUCAGCAGAAAACCAGAACAGAUUGUGGAUUUCUUAAAGAAGAAACAUGAUUUUGUAGACCUUAUAAUAAAGCAUAUAGGAACUUCUGCUAUUAUGGAUUUGUUGCUCAGGCUUCUGACAUGUAUUGAGCCUCCACAGCCCAGGCAAGAUGUGCUGAAUUGGUUAAAUGAGGAGAAAAUUAUCCAGAGGCUUGUGGAAAUAGUUCAUCCAUCGCAAGAAGAAGAUCGACAUUCAAAUGCCUCACAGUCACUUUGUGAAAUUGUUCGCCUGAGCAGAGACCAGAUGUUACAAGUUCAGAACAGUACAGAACCAGAUCCUCUGCUAGCCACUCUCGAAAAGCAAGAAAUUAUAGAGCAGCUUCUAUCAAAUAUUUUCCACAAGGAGAAAAAUGAAUCAGCCAUAGUCAGUGCAAUCCAGAUUUUGCUGACUUUACUUGAGACACGACGACCAACAUUUGAAGGCCAUAUAGAGAUAUGCCCACCUGGCAUGAGUCAUUCGGUAUGUUCAGUCAACAAGAGUGUUCUAGAAGCCAUCAGAGGAAGACUUCGAUCUUUUCAUGAACUCCUGCUUGAGCCACCCAAGAAAAGUGUGAUGAAGACUACAUGGGGUGUGUUAGAUCCUCCCGUGGGGAACACUCGGUUGAACGUGAUUAGGUUGAUAUCCAGCCUGCUUCAAACCAAUACCAGCAGUAUAAAUGGGGACCUUAUGGAGCUGAACAGCAUUGGAGUUAUAUUGGACAUGUUCUUUAAAUAUACAUGGAAUAAUUUUUUGCAUACACAAGUGGAAAUUUGUAUUGCACUGAUUCUUGCCAGUCCUUUUGAAAACACAGAAAAUGGCACAAUUACUGAUCAAGACUCUGCUGGUGACAAUAUGUUAUUGAAACAUCUUUUUCAAAAGUGUCAAUUAAUAGAAAGAAUACUUGAAGCCUGGGAAAUGAAUGAGAAGAAACAAGCUGAAGGAGGCAGACGGCAUGGUUACAUGGGACACCUCACAAGGAUAGCGAACUGUAUUGUACACAGCACAGACAAGGGGCCUAAUAGUGCACUGGUGCAGCAGCUUAUCAAAGAUCUUCCCGACGAAGUCAGGGAGCGAUGGGAGACGUUCUGCACAAGCUCCUUAGGAGAAACGAACAAGAGGAACACGGUAGAUCUAGUUACAACCUGCCAUAUUCAUUCAUCCAGUGAUGAUGAAAUUGACUUUAAAGAAACGGGUUUCUCACAGGAUUCCUCUUUGCAGCAAGCCUUUUCUGAUUAUCAGAUGCAACAAAUGACGUCCAAUUUUAUUGACCAGUUUGGCUUCAACGAUGAGAAGUUUGCAGAUCAAGAUGACAUUGGCAAUGUUUCUUUUGAUCGGGUAUCAGACAUCAACUUCACUCUCAACACAAAUGAAAGCGGAAAUAUCGCCUUGUUUGAAGCAUGUUGUAAGGAAAGAAUACAACAGUUUGAUGAUGGUGGUUCCGAUGAGGAGGAUAUCUGGGAGGAAAAGCACAUUGCAUUUACACCAGAAUCCCAAAGAAGAUCCAGCUCGGGAAGUACAGACAGCGAAGAAAGUACAGAUUCUGAAGAAGAAGAUGGAACAAAACAAGACUUGUUUGAAUCUAGUAGUGCCAACACGGAAGAUAAGAUGGAGGUAGACCUUAAUGAACCACCCACUUGGUCAGCCAACUUUGACGUUCCAAUGGAGACCACCCAUGGCACUCCGCUAGACUCAGUGGGGUCUGAUGUAUGGAGCACAGAGGAGCCAAUGCCGACUAAAGAGACGGGUUGGGCUUCUUUUUCAGAGUUUACAUCAUCUCUGAGCACAAAAGAUUCUUUAAGGAGUAAUUCUCCAGUGGAAAUGGAAACCAGCACUGAAGCGGUGGACCCACUGACUCCCAGUGUUGCUGCUUUGGCAGCACAGCCAGAGGCGCCAGGCAGUGUGGCCAUGGAAGCCAGCUCCGAUGGAGAGGAGGAUGCGGAAAGUACAGACAAGGUAACUGAGACAGUGAUGAAUGGCGGCGUGAAGGAAACACUCAGCCUCACUGUAGAUGCCAAGACAGAGACUGCCGUCUUCAAAAGAGUGUUGAAAUCCUACCGUGAGGAAGGAAAACUGUCUACCUCUCAAGAUGCUGCUUGUAAAGAAGUAGAAGAGAGCCCUGAGCCAGCAGAGGCAAAGUCCAUGACCCCCCGGACCCCUAGCAGUAGUCCAGAGCAGAGGACUGACCAGCCAAGUGUGCCAGGCGACACGUCAGUUAAUGGCCCUGUAUGAUGAGUGAUGUCUGCUGCUGCUGACUGAAGACUGCAGACCACCACCACCCAGGGCUCCAGAGGGCCAUCUGGAGCCACCAAGCUAUCACUGCUGCACUCACUCUGCAAGGGAUCAGGACCAGCAACCUUUAUAUUCUAGAUUCUAAGACAUUGUACAGAGAAAUUCAGAAGUGUAAAAAUAUUGCACAUUGACAAAUACCAAGAAUUUUUGCGUAUGUUUAUAUUGUAUUGUUCUAAAUAAUGGGUAGCCUGUGAAAUAAGAUCUUGCCACCCAUGUGAUGAUAGUAGUAAUACUAUAGGUAAAAUGGCUGUAAGAAUAGUUUUAUAAAAGUGAAUACACAGAUCUAUUGUAUUUGAAACAUAACUAUUUGACAAUUAUUAGUGUGACCAAAGUAUUAGGCAGUUUUCAUACAUUUUUCACCUUGUACAAAAUUCUGAAUUCAUUUUUCUUCCAGGUUGGCAAGGAGUUGUAGAAUUGAAAUGCCCUCUAAGUGUUAUUUUGGUUGUUCUAACUUACAAAAGUGAUUUUGAAUAAGAAAUAUUUGGUGUUCUUUUUAUAACCAGUUUUUGAUUGGUAAUUGUUUUCUGUAUUGUUUAAAACGAAUCAAAAUGUAAGUCUAUUGGUAGAGAUUAAGUAUUUAUUGCUACAACUUAGUUGAUAAAUUGAUGUUAAUGUAAAGCCAUAUGUUCUGUUAAAGUCUUGUUUGCUUGAAAUGAUCUUCCUACAGGUGAAACACUAGAAUAUUUGGAGUGUACAUGACUGUGGUUUGGGGUUUUUUGGGGGGUUCUGUUUUUGUUUUUUGUUUUGUUUUGAUAGUUCAUCUGCCUUUUAACCCAUUCACCAAAAUUUACCUUGUUAACAAGCAUCACCAAUGACCAUUUCAAAGCAGUCUGCAUAUUUAACAUACUUAAGUCAUAUUAGGCAAGUCAAUUGAAAAAUGCUCGUGCUGCUAAUGGAAUUAGAGUACGUUCAUUUUACAGGCUAGUAUUUUAAAAGUAGAAAUCAAAAUCUGGCACCUAAGCAUGUUACUUGUUUUACUGUACCUUGUGAGAUUUUCACUCGUAAAUUCUAAACCAGUAUAUCUUUUUUAGAACUGGUUUGUGUAUAUAUAUAGUGAUUAUGGAUACUAAUUCAAUGUAAUUUAUAAUUUUCUAUGUCAAUAUAAAAAAUACAUCACAGCCUUCUCCAACAGCUGAAGCAAUAUAUUGUAUAUUGCCAUAUCGUCUGGUGAAAGGGUUAAAUCACUUCACCUCUUGCACUUUUAGAUGCAAAUCAGUUUUUCAUUUCUGUAAUAGAAGAUUAUUCAUGUAUUUUUACAUCAUUUGUUUUUCCUGACCAGUAUUUAAAACCAAAAGGAUAUUCUGAAAAAUGGCCAACGAGUUUUUUAGAAACAGCAUCCCAAGCAGCGUGCCUAAACAUUACAUUGCAUAUGGAAAUAAAAGAAUCAAAUGUCUAAUGCCUUAUUCCUUAUUUCCCUUUCAUUUUAGAUAGUGUAGAAACUUCCUGCAGCUCCUAAGGUGUACCUAGCACCUCGAGGACAAGGGGUAGCAGGAAGCCUGGACUGGUGGUGAGGGGCUGGUGUGGCCUUCAUGCUGCCUCAGGACCCUCUUCUCUUGGGAGCUCCUCUCAGAAGACACCGCCCUCACGUGUUCUCUGGAACCUGGCGCCACCAGACAGCAGGGCUCCUCUGCUUGUCUCAGGGAUCCCUGGCGCCGGGGGUUGCAGGGCUGCUGACGGACGGUGCGCUGUUGUCUCACUUGCUGGUGAGCUUUGGAGCUGUGGCCAGAGUUUGACGCUAUAGUCUUGUUGCCUGUAAGGUUUAGAUUUGAUUGUCUUUUUCAUCCCAACCAAGGUAACUGGUGUUUUACUUCAUCCCGCCUCCUGCUAGGGAAAGAGCGCUUAGGGUGUUCCUUUGGGGUAGGGUUGUGGUUUGCUGCUCAUAUGUGGUGGGGAACAAAAAGAACUGGCCAGUUGGGGUUAGGGGGCACCAGCCUGCGGACAGUAGCGAUUUCACUCUCCUCAAGUUCCUACUUUCAAUUCUGUGUAUUGGCCAUAUGAAUGCAAGACUAACAGAUGUCUAUAAUACAAUACCUGUAUCUAAACUAAAAAUAAAGCCUGAUUCUGUUUCUAGA